Messenger RNA from Saprolegnia diclina VS20, 1257 nucleotides. RefSeq lists its product as hypothetical. The coding region runs from base 113 to 1183 and encodes 356 amino acids. The transcript is spliced from 2 exons. Lineage: Eukaryota; Oomycota; Saprolegniomycetes; Saprolegniales; Saprolegniaceae. The record is from RefSeq and is a predicted model, not a curated record.
UGUUGGACAGCGUGGUCAACACUCGUCGAAAACGGCCAAUCACGGCGCUUCGAAAAAGCAUCCAAUCGCGAUCUCAGAUCUGAUCGGCUUCAACAUCGCCAGUUUACCUUUCAUGCGUCGUAUCACAACCGCCCUUCUUUUUCUUCAGAGCGCGUCGGUCGCCGCCGACGUCGCGCUCUUCCCGAUCCCGUUCUACCGCGGCGACGCCGUCGUGGCCUCGGCCAACGUCGGGAACACGGGCGAUGCGUGGGUGCCGGUGCAGUCGCUCACGCUGUCGUCCACCGACGUCGAGUUUGUCGCGUAUGCCUUGCCCAACUACGAGGGCUCGUCGACGGUCUGGCGCCGCAACACGAGCUUUAUCAACAGCAGCGCGACACCGAUCGCUUCGUAUAAAGUACGUCCGCGCACAGCAGCUACAUCUCUCAACACGACAUCGAACAGCAGCAACUUGACGCUGUGGAGCUACGUGCCGGUCAGCGACGGCCGAUCCACGUACUACUACAUGGUGCGCAACUCGAGUACGAGCGCCGGCAACCCCGAGUGUCACUCGACCGGCGGCGUCAUCUGCGACAAGCAAGCGUCCUUGGCCUCGGCCGUGUACCUCGUCAAUAGCGUUCUCGACACGGUGCAGUGCGGCCCGGCUUCCGGCAUUGUGGGCGGGACGCCGUGGAGCGAAGACCCGACCUCGGUCUGCGCCGCCGCCCGCGUCGCCUUGCGAGAGAGCUACGAGGACCGCCCUCUCUACAAGUGCAUGGAGGGCACCGCUGGCGUCGUCGGCCUCGUCCUCAGCAACAGCUCGAGCGCAAUGGAGUGCGUGCGCGACGUGCCGGCCUCGACGCGCCGCUGCACAACCUUUGCCCGCCAAAAAGAGUGCAACACCGCUCUCACCCACCUCAUCGGGAACGUGACGGGCCUCGCGACGACCAUCUGCGGGGACCCGACCUCCUGCCUCUCGGCGCGGCCGACAACGGCGCCGUUUACGGCCAUGCCCGCGCGCCAAGGCGACGCGCUCUCGUGGCAGGCGGGCGCAGUGUUUGGGGCCACCGGUGUGCUCGCGAUCCUCGGUCUCUCGUACGUCUUUGGCCCGCGCCGCGCGACACCGAACGUCAACAUUGAGGCCACGUGCACGUCGAGCUGCGCCGACGAUGAAGUCAACGAGACACGCUACGUCGCGACCGUCUAAGGCAGCAUCGGCUCUCUGUUUUUGCGUAACUUAUCCUCUUCUCUGUUAUAAUCGAGUGUAUAUUGUGCUACCCA